Messenger RNA from Penicillium atrosanguineum, 849 nucleotides. Its product is annotated as bestrophin family protein. Gene Ontology annotation, molecular function: chloride channel activity. The record is from RefSeq and is a predicted model, not a curated record. The transcript is spliced from 2 exons. Lineage: Eukaryota; Fungi; Ascomycota; Eurotiomycetes; Eurotiales; Aspergillaceae. Bases 1 to 849 code for a protein of 282 amino acids.
AUGAGCUCAAUGAACACUUGUGUGCGCAACCUCACACGCACAAUCGUCACAAAUAGCUACAGCUCCACUCUUGGCCCGGCUACGGCAGCAGAACGUGAAGAUAUCGACCGCACCAUUCGCAUUCUGAUCGCCAUUCCCUAUGCUAUCAAGAACCACCUGCGUGCUGAAUGGGGUGCCGCCUGGGAGCUGGGUGGCAUGGCCGGAAACGACUGGGGCUUGGGUGAACGUGGCUCAGCCGGGUAUAACCCCGAAUAUGCGGGUCUACUUCCGGCCGGUCUGGAGGGACACGAAGAUGAAGGCCUCGGUUUGCCUUAUCAGUUGACCUUCUUUGUGGAUUCGUUCAUCAAGCGUGGUGAGGACCGCGGUUGGUUCAAUGCGCCUGGUGCCAGUCAGAUGCAGGCACAGUUGAAUGCUCUUUUGGACGCGUAUGGCAGGAUGGAGACUAUUAAGUUGACGCCUAUGCCAGUGGCUCACCUGAUCCACCAGAAACAAGUUCUCGCCUUGUUUGGCUGCGUUCUUCCAUUCGCCAUGGUCGAUGAGAUGGGUUGGUGGGCUAUUCCCAUCGUCAGUCUGGUGAUCUUUACCCUGUAUGGUAUCGAAGGUAUUGGCUCCCAGCUUGAGGAUCCCUUCGGCUACGACCGGAACGAUAUCAAGAUGGAUGCUCUCGUCGGCGAUUCCAAGACAGAGAUUGACGUCGUUUUAACUGAGUGGCGCAACUAUUGCAAGUCAUUGGAAAGCUUCCGCGAGGGACAAGGGCACGGAGACAAGUGCGUCAAUACUCAAGAGAAGAAGUACACGCCUCCCGACCUAUUCUUGAAGCUGAGGACCAGACCUCGAACCAUGAAUUAA